This is a messenger RNA of Chanos chanos (milkfish), 1023 nucleotides long. RefSeq names its product chondromodulin (gene cnmd). NCBI's taxonomy places the organism in Eukaryota, Metazoa, Chordata, Actinopteri, Gonorynchiformes, Chanidae. The coding region runs from base 1 to 1023 and encodes 340 amino acids. The transcript is spliced from 7 exons. Gene Ontology annotation, biological process: negative regulation of endothelial cell proliferation; negative regulation of angiogenesis. The record is from RefSeq and is a predicted model, not a curated record.
AUGGGAGAGACGGCUGAGAAAGCGCCCGUAGCGUCGGCUGGGCCCGGAGACGUCGGGCGCAGCUGGCUACCCGCAUACCCGAAUGUAGCUGCGAAACCUACCAGAAGUAGCUGCCUCAUAAGAACUGGAACUGUGGUUCUGGCUGUGGGAGCCGUGCUGAUGCUGUUAGGGACUAUUGGAGCUUUUUACCUCUGGAAAGCUGAAGACAAACAGGUAUACAAUGUUCAGUACAGUGUGAACGUUAACGGAAAGACUGAAGAGGGCUCCAUGGAGAUCGACAGUCGGAACAAUCUGGAACGUUUCCGGACGGGCAGCGGAGACAGGGAAGCUGUGGAAGUUGUUGACUUUCAUGCUGGAGUCACUGGCAUCCGGUUUACUGGCGGAGACAAGUGUUACAUCAAAGCACAAGUUAAGGCCACCCUACCAGAUGUGGGGACACUUCACAAGGAAUCCAUGAUGUUUGAUCUGGAGGAAGAGGUCAGCCCUGUUAAAUUGGAUGAAGACUCUCUCAUUUGGGUGUCCUCCGAGGAGCCGUUGAAAGACACCAGCUCUCUGGGACCUGCGGUGCUGGAGCUCUGUGGAGAUUUGCCCAUUUUUUGGCUGCACCCGGUCAACCCAGAGGAAGUUGUGAGGAAAAAGCGGGAUGUUGAAAGAAGACGAAGGCAAUAUGAUGUAAGGGCUCUGGAGGAGGGUUACCUGUCCAGGCCCGUGUUGAACGUCAACUCUGAGAGAACCGCUGAGGAAGAGGAAGGCAGAGAACGAGGCUCGGCGUCUGCCUUCAACCCUGACAACCCCUAUCACCAGGAAGGAGGUGAGGUAAGCGAAAUGAUCUUUGACCCCAUGCUGGACCACCGUGGGAUCUGCUGCACACAGUGCCACCGCAGUCACACCCACUGCCAGCGGAUCUGUGAGCCUUUGGGCGGGUACUGGCCGUGGCCGUACAACUUCCACGGCUGCCGGGUCGCGUGCCGGGUCAUCCUGCCGUGCCGUUGGUGGGUGGGCAGAAUGCUGGGUAUCCUCUGA